CCCCACGUGGGGUGGAAGUGCCCUGAGUGCACACUGGGCUGAGCCUGUGAGUCCCGGCAGUUCCCACACUGUCCCGGCCUGAGAGACACGAAUCCCGGGGCUGGCACAGCUCUCUAUCCCUGGCACAGCUGCCCCCCCGCCCAGGGACUGCCUUAUAAGCACAGCGGCUCGGAUGUGGCGCACAGCCCGGUCUCACGAUGCUCAGCCCAGAGGAACUGCUUGCCGCCAGGAGCCGUGAGAAGAGCAUCCCUCAGCGCUCCCAUGGGCAAAAGGACUUUCUGCCCGACGGCUCCGAGGCUCAGAACGAGAAGCUGCGGCUGUGCCGCGCCGAGCAAUGGGAGCUGCUAAAAGAGGAGCGUGUGGAGCGAUUGGGCAGUCUGGUGAAAGGCAUAUGGAGACCAAAGGAAGAUUUGGUGGAACUGACAUCCCCUGCGGGCAAGUUCUGGCAGACAAUGGGUUUUACACACCAGGGGAAGCAAUGCCUUUUGCCGGAAGAAGCAGUGUACCUGUUGGAAUGUGGUGCUGUCCAGCUAUUUUACCACGAUUCACUAUUAUCUGUCCAGGAGGCUUACGAGAGAUUGCUUGGCGACCAAAGAUUCCCAGUCUUGCACUAUCAGGUUUAUAGUCAUUUAAAGAGGUUGGGGUACAUCGUGACCCGGUUUGACCCCAGUUCUGUUCAGUCUCCCUAUCAGAGGCAGCUAAAUUUGGAGAACUCUAUUAGACCUCAUCGGAAGCGCAAGAGGAGCACCAGCCCAGGAUUGGAAAACAAAAUGAAGCCAGACACGGCCAGAGGGACGGAGGAAGAGGAAACCCAGGUUACUGCAGUUCCAAGUGAUCAUUCAUCCGCAGAUAAGUCAGUUGUGUGCUCUUCAGCACUUGCUGCAAGUGAGCAGGAUACGAGUGGACUAACCAGUAGCCAGUUACCAAGUGGAGCCCACCAUGACAAGCCAGAGACCCAACAGGUACUUGUCCUGUCCCCACCUCAGGAUUCCCAAGCCAACGGCGCUUGUUCCGACAGUAGGAAUUCCAAAGCUUCCGAGGCGUCGCCAAGCUCGGCAAAGCCGGAACCCAGGACCUUCCGCUGGGAUUUUUCUAAAAUCUGUCUUCCCAACUGUGGCUCUGACCGCCCCUGUGUGCAUUUACCUGCCCCAGAACCCUCGCUGCUUCCUGGGAAUGUAGCCGGCAGAGAGGCGGACAUAUCAGGGUGGAUGCACAAGCUGAAUAUGCGGCCGGAAAGGCUAUCCAGGAGGGAGCGGGAGCAGCUGGAGUGGGAGCGCAAGUACAAGAGCAGCAUCAAUUCCGACCCCAAGGUGCAAAAAUGUUCCAACUGGAAGGAGUACAAGGAGCUCCAGCUGGAAAGGGGCCGUUCCCACAAACACAGGAGGCCUGCCCAUCUCUGGGCGAGUACAGUCACUCCUCUGCUAAAGCCAGGGCCCAGCCACACUACAGCCUCUGUCCUGGACCAGAUCAGUGUGAUGGAACGGUCAUUCCUAUUGGAUGAUUAUGAGAGCUGGGCACAGAGCUAUAGGAAAGCCGAGUCGCAGAUUAGCUUUAAUGUGUAUCAGGCCGACGGAGCCUCCGAGUUCAAGAAAUCCAGACCAGGGAAGCCAUAUACACGGAUGUGUGUGCGCAGUUUUUCUGAUCAGGUGCCCUCCCUUGGGACGGUGAAGUCGCUGGGCUACCAGAGCAAGGACGUCCCGCUCAUAUUUGCCCUCGUAGACAAUGGAGAAGUUGCCUUUUACUCUUUCAAGGACUUUGAGCUCCCGGUGGACGUGUACCCCUGAGGGUGGCGUCGGGGUGGGGGGGAACGUCUGUAUAUAAAGCUGCUCCCUGAAGUCUCUGGGGCGAUGCCUUGUACAAGAUGUGCUGCACAGUCCGACUGCUCAAGCAAUAACAAUAAUAACGGGACAAUUUUGGUUUUGAAGAGAAUGUAAAUGCAUUUAUUUUAUGAAAUACUGGGAGAAAGGAAGCAAAUGUGUCUUAUAAAUAAAAUAGGGCUAAAGUGUCCUACAAUUCCCUACA
Xenopus tropicalis (tropical clawed frog) is the source of this 2022-nucleotide messenger RNA. Lineage: Eukaryota; Metazoa; Chordata; Amphibia; Anura; Pipidae. The record is from RefSeq and is a predicted model, not a curated record.